AUGAUGACGCCCAAAGUGGAGAUGAUCGGUUCCAACAAAACGAUACGCAACGACCCUAUGCUUAUCCUCGACCUGGUUAUAUUGGUCAUGGAACGAUUAAGCUUUGUUGAUUUUCAUAGAGCUAGAUGCGUUUCUUCAGUAUGGUAUUCCGCUUCAAAAUCAUGCCGCAUGAGACAAGCAAACCCAUGGCUCAUCCUCUUUCCUGCAGACGUACUUCACUUACCUCUGGAAAGCAUCGACGAUUCAUGUAAGUUGUUCGAUCCUAUUGACCACAAAACAUACACCGUAAGAGAUCUCGGUUCUGAUAUCCUUAGGACUUCUUGUUUGGCAAGUUACAAUAGCUGGUUCCUCAUGUUAGACCGUAAAACCCGUUUUUAUCUUUUGAAUAUGCUCACUCGAGAGAGGAUUCAUCUCCCGUUUCUUGAUUCAAUGGAAUCAACCGACGGAUCAAAGUUGAAAUUCAAGAGAAAUUUUGACUCUAGUUUCACGGUUACAACAUUCCGUUACAAUAACGUACCAUUAUUAUCAACGUGCUUUGGAAUAGACGCUGCCGUUUUGUGGGUAGAUGAAAGAAACAAAGAUUAUCUAGUUGUGUGGGCUUUUGAUCGCACUCUUGCAUAUCACAAGAAAGGAGACGAUAGCUGGAGGGUGUUUCGGUCAUCAACGAAUCAAAGCUGCGUCGAUAUGGUUUUUAAAGAAAGCAAGCUUUACGUGCUUGUUGAAGACGGAAGCAUCACUACUUUUGAUUUCUCUUGCGGUGAUUCUCCUAUGGAAUUUGCAAGUUUCACCACGUCACCCGAGUGUUGUGACUUCGAACAUCUUGCUGUGACUUUGUCUGGACAAGUUUUGGCUAUUUCAAGUGAGGAGAGACACUCAUAUGACAUGUACAAGAUGGAUCCUAAAUCAUCAAAAUGGAGUAUAAUCAAGUCUCUAGGGGACGAAGCAUUGCUUUUGGAUCAACGAAUAACGGUUCCAGCCAAAGAUGGAGUUUUGAAAAAUUGCUUAUAUUGUAGUUAUAAUGAUCAGUUUCGUAGAGACGAUGACUAUAACCUACGGGAGGAUGAUAACGGCAUUUGCGUCGUCAAUAUUCAGAACAAUAAUGAAGUUCAAUUUUUCAACCAUCUUACUGCUUCGUCGCCACUACCUUUCAAGGAUGCUCGUUGGUUUAUUCCCACUUUUGGUGGAAAAUGA
Molecule: messenger RNA, 1191 nt
Organism: Brassica napus (rape)
Lineage: Eukaryota; Viridiplantae; Streptophyta; Magnoliopsida; Brassicales; Brassicaceae
Product: F-box protein KIB4
Exons: 1
Coding region: 1-1191 (396 amino acids)
Molecular function (GO): protein binding
Source: RefSeq, a predicted model, not a curated record